This is a messenger RNA of Anoplopoma fimbria (sablefish), 4890 nucleotides long. Its product is annotated as protocadherin-16. The transcript has 2 exons. Gene Ontology annotation, biological process: homophilic cell-cell adhesion. Gene Ontology annotation, molecular function: calcium ion binding. Lineage: Eukaryota; Metazoa; Chordata; Actinopteri; Perciformes; Anoplopomatidae. The annotation marks the transcript as partial. Gene Ontology annotation, cellular component: plasma membrane. The record is from RefSeq and is a predicted model, not a curated record.
CUACAUCAGUUUUGCAUCGAAAGGGAUUACCGUGUCUGUGCCUUUGGAUUCAUGAUGGCUCGUAUGUGGAUAACCGAUCUCAGAGGCCGAGGACAAGCGCUGUUUGUCAUUCUUUGUCUUUUUAAGCUGAGCUCAGUGACUGGACAGGCUCGGUAUUCUGUACCGGAGGAGCAGGCAGAGGGCUCUUUUGUUGGAAACAUCGCUAGAGAUUUAGGUUUGGAUUUGGCGAGGCUCAUAUCAGGUAAAGCUCGUAUUAUUACGAAAGGAAGCCGACAGUACGUUGAUUUAAACCGAGACAAAGGCACCCUUGUGAUUAAAGAGCGAAUCGACCGAGAAGAGCUGUGUGGAAAGACGACGCCCUGUAGCUUCAGUUUCGAGGUCAUUUUAGAAAAUCCAAUCCAGCUUUAUCGAGUAACCGUGGAGGUAAUAGACAUAAACGAUAACAGCCCGUCCUUCCCAAAGGAUGAAAUCAGCUUGAAAAUUGUUGAAAAUGCUGCAUUAGGUACUCGCUUCUCUCUGAUGAGUGCAGACGACCCCGAUGUAGGAAUUAACGACAUUCAAAAAUACAUGCUUAAACCCUCUGAUCAUUUCAAAUUGGAAGUACAGAGUCGGUCUCAUGGGGGAACAUUGAUCGAGAUGGUUUUGCAAAACCCGUUGGACCGAGAGAAAGAGGAGACUCACACACUCGUGUUGAUUGCGUCAGAUGGAGGGGAACCACACAGAUCAGGGACAGUACGUAUUCACAUCACUGUGCUAGAUGCUAACGACAAUGUGCCAGUGUGUAGUCAGCCUGUUUAUAAAGCAGAUGUUAAGGAGAAUUCCCCAGAAGGAACGGUGGUAACCACUGUGAGUGCAAAUGACGCAGAUAAAGGAGUCAAUGGAGAAGUAACAUUUUCUUUAGCCCAUGUCGCCAGAGAAGCAAAGCAACUUUUUGAAGUAAAUGUUAAAACUGGGGAGAUUAAAGUUGCAGGUAAACUAGAUUUUGAAAAAUCUAAAACAUAUCAAUUGGAUGUUCAGGCUAGUGACCAAGGAGGAUAUUCAGAUACAUGCAACGUUAUAAUUCAGAUAAUUGACGAGAAUGACAACAUCCCUACUAUACAACUAAUGUCAUUUUCUAACUCCAUUUCAGAGGAUUCUCCUCCAGGCACAACUAUAGCUGUUAUUAACGUUGAUGAUGAAGACUCUGAUGGUAACGGUGUUGUCAAGUGCUCCAUUAACUCUGACAUGCCUUUCAAAAUCGAGUCUUCAUUAACAGGAUAUUAUACUAUCGUAACAGAUAACUUCUUAGACAGAGAGAGUAUUCCUGAGUAUAAUGUCACCAUAACCGUCUCUGACCAAGGCUCCCCGCCUCUAACAAGCACUAAACAUAUCAAUGUAAAAGUGUCUGACGUAAAUGACAACCCUCCCAAAUUUGACCAAUCAGAAUAUAGCAAGACUGUACCAGAGAACAACUCUCCUGGGUUUUCUGUGUUCACUCUCAGUGCUACUGAUGCAGACUGGGGCCAAAACGCGCGGGUUUCUUACUUCCUGGAGGAGAAAGAGAUAAAUGGGGCAGCUGUGUCUUCGUUAGUGUCAGUAAAUGCAGAAAGUGGUGUCAUUCACGCAGUGAGGUCGUUUGAUUAUGAGCAAAUCAAGUGGUUUGAAUUUAACGUAACUGCUCGUGAUGCUGGUUCCCCUCCUCUGAGUUCGGUGGCUACAGUUAAAAUAAUAGUCCAGGACCAGAACGACAACCCUCCUCAGGUUCUGUACCCAGUCCAGACUGGUGGCUCUCUGGUGGCUGAGAUGGUGCCUCGUUCAUCAGAUGUGGGCUAUCUGGUCACUAAAGUGGUGGCUGUUGAUGUGGACUCUGGACAGAAUGCCUGGCUCUCCUAUAGACUGCAGAAAGCCACAGACAGGGCGCUGUUUGAAGUGGGCUUACAGAAUGGAGAAAUAAGAACUAUCCGCCAAGUCACUGAUAAAGAUGCUGUGAAACAAAGACUGACUGUUAUAGUGGAGGACAACGGGCAGCCCUCUCGUUCAGCUACAGUCAUUGUUAACGUGGCGGUGGCGGACAGCUUCCCUGAAGUGCUGUCUGAGUUCACUGACUUUACACAAGACAAGGAGUACAAUGACAACCUGACUUUCUACUUAGUGUUGGCUUUGGCUGUAGUUUCCUUCCUCUUCAUCACGUGUUUAGUGGUUAUUAUAUCAGUGAAGAUCUACAGAUGGAGACAGUCUCGCGUCAUGUAUCACUCCAAUCUCCCUGUGAUUCCGUAUUAUCCACCACGUUACUCAGACACUUUGGGGACAGGGACUCUCCAACACGUGUACAACUACGAGGUGUGCAGGACGACUGACUCCAGAAAGAGUGACUGUAAGUUCGGCGGAGCCGGUAGUCAGAACGUGCUGAUAAUGGACCCCAGUUCUACAGGAACGAUGCAGCGGAUACAGAGUGAAAGGAGCAUCCUGGAUGAACCAGACUCUCCUCUAGAGGUGGACGCCACGGUUAAAUGGCAAGUAAGGGCCUUCAUCCUUGUUUUUCUCAUUGAUGCGACAGUCAGUCAGAUCCGUUACUCUGUACCGGAGGAGAUGAGAAGGGGGUCCUUUGUAGGAAAUGUGGCCGAAGAUUUAGGCAUCGACGCUAAGAGACUGAUGACGGGCGGUGCCCGAAUUGUUAGCGGCGAUAGCAGCGAGUUUAUUAGGCUGGAUGCAGACAAAGGGAUUCUUGUCGUGGGAGAAAGAAUAGAUAGAGAGCAGCUCUGCGGCCAGUCCGCGCCCUGCAGCUUAAAUUUUGAAAUGAUUAUGAUGAAUCCAAUGCAACUUCAUAGCGUUGUUGUGGAAGUGUUGGAUGUUAAUGAUAAUGCACCCGUGUUUCAUGAGAAAGAAGUUCGUGUAGACAUAUUAGAAUCUGCUCUCCCAGGAACCGAAAUAUUACAAGAGAGUGCCACCGACCCGGAUGUUGGCAUCAACGCUUUACACAGUUAUACGUUACAGCCAACAACACAUUUUAAUAUUAAGGUCCUGUCCAGCCCAAACGGUCAUAAAUAUGCUCAGUUGUAUCUUUCUACUGCGUUAGACCGCGAGAAAGAGGAAAAAAUGCUUCUCACGCUAACUGCUUUGGACGGUGGUGAACCACAAAGAUCAGGGACACUUAAAAUCCAUGUAACUGUCCGAGACACAAAUGACAACGCUCCGGUUUUUACUCAAUCGAUUUUCAAGGCGUCUGUUCAGGAAAAUGUUCCAAAAGGAGCCUUAGUGGUGAGCUUGAGCGCAACCGAUGCGGAUGAAGGGAUGAAUGGCCGUGUCACAUACCACUUUAAUCGCAUGUCUAGUAAUGUUGCUGAACUAUUUCAUCUGGAUGAAAACAGCGGCGAUUUAACUGUAAACGGUCUGAUUGAUUAUGAGGAGAAUAAAAUAUAUGAGAUUGGUGUGCAAGCAAAAGACCAAGGUGGACAAAGCACAUCAACAAAUGUUAUAAUUGAGGUGACGGAUGUGAACGACAACGCACCUGUUAUAACAGUAACCUCCUUUUCUAGUGCCAUCGCUGAGGAUUCUCCCAGCGGAACUACUGUGGCUAUCAUAAACAUCAAAGAUAUAGAUUCAGGCAAAAAUGGCAAAGUAGACUGCUCAGUUAACGGCAAUAUCCCGUUUGCAAUCCACUCAUCUCUAAAGAAUUAUUUUACUCUAGUAACAAACGGUGUCCUUGACAGAGAGCGUAAUCAUGAUUACAAUAUCACUUUCACGGCUAUGGAUGAAGGUAGCCCUCCACUGUCGACUAACACGACAAUAACACUUCGAGUGUCAGAUGUAAAUGAUAACGCCCCCAUGUUUGAACAGAGUUAUUAUGAAGCUCGUGUCAUGGAGAAUAACGCCCCAGGAUUAUCAUUUUUUUCCGUUAAAGCACACGACUCUGACUCGGGGCAAAACGCACGAGUGUCUUACCUGCUUAUUGAUACUCAGGUAAACGGUAACCCAAUAUCCGCUUACAUAUCUGUUAACGCAGAAAGUGGAGUUAUACAGGCAGUUCGAUCAUUUGACUAUGAGCAAAUUAAAACUCUAAAUAUUUUCGUAAAAGGACAGGAUGGAGGUUCCCCGCCUUUAAGCAGCAAUACCACCGUUAAAAUAAAUAUUCAAGAUCAGAACGACAACCCUCCUCAGGUUCUGUACCCAGUCCAGACUGGUGGCUCUCUGGUGGCUGAGAUGGUGCCUCGUUCAUCAGAUGUGGGCUAUCUGGUCACUAAAGUGGUGGCUGUUGAUGUGGACUCUGGACAGAAUGCCUGGCUCUCCUAUAGACUGCAGAAAGCCACAGACAGGGCGCUGUUUGAAGUGGGCUUACAGAAUGGAGAAAUAAGAACUAUCCGCCAAGUCACUGAUAAAGAUGCUGUGAAACAAAGACUGACUGUUAUAGUGGAGGACAACGGGCAGCCCUCUCGUUCAGCUACAGUCAUUGUUAACGUGGCGGUGGCGGACAGCUUCCCUGAAGUGCUGUCUGAGUUCACUGACUUUACACAAGACAAGGAGUACAAUGACAACCUGACUUUCUACUUAGUGUUGGCUUUGGCUGUAGUUUCCUUCCUCUUCAUCACGUGUUUAGUGGUUAUUAUAUCAGUGAAGAUCUACAGGUGGAGACAGUCUCGCGUCAUGUAUCACUCCAAUCUCCCUGUGAUUCCGUAUUAUCCACCACGUUACUCAGACACUUUGGGGACAGGGACUCUCCAACACGUGUACAACUACGAGGUGUGCAGGACGACUGACUCCAGAAAGAGUGACUGUAAGUUCGGCGGAGCCGGUAGUCAGAACGUGCUGAUAAUGGACCCCAGUUCUACAGGAACGAUGCAGCGGAUACAGAGUGAAAGGAGCAUCCUGGAUGAACCAGACUCUCCUCUAGAGGUGAGGCCUUUGAAAUAUUGA